Molecule: messenger RNA, 309 nt
Organism: Pieris macdunnoughi
Lineage: Eukaryota; Metazoa; Arthropoda; Insecta; Lepidoptera; Pieridae
Source: the annotation of a GenBank genome assembly
AUGGAAGAUCUCGACGAAACGGAUACUGUCGAAGUGCAGGAAAGUAAUAGUGGAAGCCGUAAGAGACGUGUUACUGGUGGAAAACGAGUUGCAGCUAAAACGGCGAAGUAUUCACGACUCCACAAUAGUAAUGUCAUCAACCUUUGUGCUCACAACACGACAGCCUUUCGUUGCUCAAAAGUCACACCAAAUCAAGUCGCAAAAGUUCGAAAAAGCUUGUGUUCGGUUCCCGAGAAACUUGCACAGGAUGUGAUAAUUUCAUCCUUGAUCCAGAAUCAAGAAGUGAAGAGAAGGAGGCCCCGAGAAUAA